Messenger RNA from Bipolaris maydis ATCC 48331, 219 nucleotides. RefSeq lists its product as uncharacterized. NCBI's taxonomy places the organism in Eukaryota, Fungi, Ascomycota, Dothideomycetes, Pleosporales, Pleosporaceae. The record is from RefSeq and is a predicted model, not a curated record.
AUGCCCCUAAAACACCGCAUAACCUCCCUCCCCCAAGCCCUCCGCCUCAAAGGCAACGAAGCCAAACACGAACAAACAGACGCAUGGAGCAACCGCGACUUGAUCCCCUUACCCCCCGAGCGGCGAACAUGGGGUUGGUUCAAUUUCUUCGGCUUCUGGUCCAUUGGAUCGUUGAAUCUGGCGAAUUGGCAGACACCCAGCACCUUCUUAGGUAUUUGA